Messenger RNA from Paracoccidioides brasiliensis Pb18, 1452 nucleotides. RefSeq lists its product as uncharacterized. Gene Ontology annotation, cellular component: membrane. The transcript is spliced from 6 exons. The record is from RefSeq and is a predicted model, not a curated record. Bases 1 to 1452 code for a protein of 483 amino acids. Gene Ontology annotation, biological process: transmembrane transport. Gene Ontology annotation, molecular function: transmembrane transporter activity.
AUGGGUUCCGACAUUGACAAACCGUCCUAUAACCCUUCCGCUACCUACGUCAACAACCAUAUCUCCCAGGACAUUGACGUUGACAGCGUUUACAGCUAUGCCGAACAGAGGAAAAUCAUCCAUCGUAUCGACCGGCGGCUCGUGUCUAUGUGCGGCCUGGGCUAUUGUGUUAGCUUGAUGGACCGAACGAACUUGUCAGUGGCUGCAAUCGCUGGCAUGAUCCAGGAGUUAAGAUUGGAUAUUGGCUAUCGAUAUUCGCUUGUCGCUCUGGUCUUCUUCAUCACAUAUAUUAUCUGUCAACCUCCUAUGACAGCAGUCAUCCGCAAAGUUGGGCCAAGGAUUUUCCUUGGCGUCAUCGUGAUAACAUGGGGAAUCUGUUUGAUCGGAUUUGGCCUAAGUAGGAAUUGGCAUCAACUUACUAUUCUCAGAGCUCUGUUGGGACUCUUGGAGGCUGGAUUUUUCCCAGGAACAGUGUACCUUUUAUCAACAUGGUAUUCUAGAUAUGAGGUUCAAAAGCGCUAUUCCAUCUUCUACCUGAUCGGUUGUGUGGCCAGCGCACUCUCUGGCAUCCUCGCGUUCGGCUUCAGCCAAAUGGCUGGCUUACGCGGUUACAGAGGCUGGAGGUGGAUUUUUAUUAUGCAAGGCGUGCUAACCAUCACCAUUGGCAUCAUCAUCUACAUAUACCUAGUAGACUUUCCCGACAAGGCUCACAAAGCCUGGCGAUUCCUCACCAAAGAAGAAUGUGCCUUCGUCAUACGACGAUUGAACAAGGAUCGAGGCGAUGCCGAUGCCGAACCAUUUAGCAUGAAGAAAUUCCUCCGCCCCGCUCUAGACUUGAAGAUCUGGGCCUUUGGAAUGAUAUUUUUCUGCUUGACCACCGUAACUUACUCGAUCGCCUAUUUCCUCCCCAUCAUCCUCCACAACAAUUUGGGCUUUAGCAUCGGUGCCUCACAAUGCCUCGUCGCGCCACCGUUUGUCCUGGCGGGAAUCCUCAUGUUUGUCACCUCCUACCUAGGUGAUAAGUACCAGACACGCGCGCCUGUUCUCGUCUUCAACAGCCUUAUCUCUAUAAUUGGCCUGCCGAUCAUGGGCUUUGGGAGGAUCAGUGCUGUUCGGUACUUCGGGGUGUUCCUGGCGACUGCGGGCGUGAAUGCUAACAUUCCAUGCACCCUUGCUUACCAAGCCAACAAUAUCCGCGGUCAGUGGACAAGAGCAUUGGCUAGUACCACGCUCGUAGCAAUGGGAGGCAUCGGGGGCGUUGCAGGAAGUCUGGUUUUCAGGUCGCAGGAUGCGCCGGCAUACAUCCCAGGGAUUUACGCUUCCAUCACUUGCCAGGUCCUCCUCCUGAUCAUCGUUGGCAUGUUAAGCCUUUAUUUCUGGCGGUGCAACAGAAAGGCGGACCGCGGGGAGCUUGUCAUCGAGGGAUCUCCUUCUUUCCGUUAUACAAUAUAG